Messenger RNA from Gasterosteus aculeatus aculeatus (three-spined stickleback), 1173 nucleotides. The record is from RefSeq and is a predicted model, not a curated record. Lineage: Eukaryota; Metazoa; Chordata; Actinopteri; Perciformes; Gasterosteidae.
AUGAUUGCAUAUCUCUUUGACAAGUCUUUCAAAAAGCAGCUAAAAUUCAGAGACUUCACACACCGCUACAAGGAGGUCACCGUUACUUUGGAAUUGGUCAACCCAGAACAACAAACAUGUGAAGCUUCUGUGUCCCCAGCAAACCAGAGGUGGUUGGAGUCUACUUGCCACAGACUGCCUGCAGUCAUUUCCAUUCCACAAUUCCCACAAGAUGUCCAGAGCCGCUUAGAUGCUAAAGAAUCGGUCCACAAGAAACAAAAGUACCGUAACAAAAUAAUUGUGACUCUGUAUGACAUGCUGUCACAGUGUACAAUGUAUCCAACCAACUCGGACUACGUUCAGGUCGUUAAAGCGUUCAUUGGGAAGUACCCUUUCUUAAGGGAUGUACACGGGAAUGGUUAUCAUACCUGGCACAGCCAACUCAAGAGAAAAUUCAAAACAGAACGGGCUCCACUAAUCAACAAUGAGGAAGUAAAACGGGUCAAAGAAAAGUUUCGGCAAGCAAGAUCACUGAAGACCCCAGAAGAAUCUACAUCCACAUGUCCAAAACGACUGAAGCCAUCUCUAGAAUCAUGCAUUGUGGGGGAGGAUGCAACCUCUGUUGAGGCUCAUAUCAAGGUACUGCUUGAGCAAUACAGAAAGUUGCAGCCUGACAUGAAUCUGGUGAAAGACCGCAUGAUGAAAACCUUUGCAUGGAGACGCCGAGAAAUAGCAAAAGGAAUGUCAACUGAAGAUCUGUUGAGGAGAUAUCCAUUCCUAAGAACAUCCGCUGGGUUGUGCGAUGAGGUUGAUGCCAUGCACCCCUCUCCAGUCAACAUAUGCCACCGCAUCAGUGAGAACUUCACAUCUAUUCUCCCAAAUAUGCUGAAACUUGUCAAGGAUUCGCCACUGAAAAAACUAUACAUGGAAGCAAGAGAGGAUGCCUUGGCUGAGGAUAUUAAAAGACAGUGCCAGAGUGUGGUCAAUGUCGAGGGAAUUGAGGUCUGUUCUUGCACUUCGGUGGAUGAGGCCUUCAUUGCAGCCUUCUGCAUGUACUUUGUCUUCAACAUGGCAUAUCCUGGAUACUUGAAGAAGACACUGACCUUUCUCCAGAGGCUCAUCGCAAACAUCACGGGGGAUGGAGACAAAUCCCUGCCGGUGACUGUAACUCAAAUUGUCAACCUUCUUCACUGA